Cannabis sativa is the source of this 1152-nucleotide messenger RNA. Its product is annotated as early nodulin-like protein 21. Gene Ontology annotation, molecular function: electron transfer activity. Gene Ontology annotation, cellular component: plasma membrane. The record is from RefSeq and is a predicted model, not a curated record. NCBI's taxonomy places the organism in Eukaryota, Viridiplantae, Streptophyta, Magnoliopsida, Rosales, Cannabaceae. The transcript is spliced from 2 exons. The coding region runs from base 479 to 1000 and encodes 173 amino acids.
UUUUUCUUUGUUUAUAACAAAGAGAGAAGAAGAGAGUGGGGAGGCGGUAAUGUAAAUGGGGGUAUUUUAGGGAUAUUCUAAAAUGUGUCAUAUCCCACAAAUAUUAAAUGUUAUGUGUUUUAAAAAAAAUAUUAAGUAUAUGUAAGUAUAGAAAAUCAAAUUUCCCACAUGAAAUGACUAUUAUGUCCAUGACAAAUGAGAGCUUGUAAUAGCAGCCAGUUCGUGACCCCCAUGAUCCCAUGAUAUUAUUUCCCCACGUGUCAAAAUGUUACUUACAUUGAUCUUUAUUACUAAAUUAGAACAAACCCAACUCAGACCUCAAGUAAAAACCUCCCACUCAUUCACUCAAAUAACUUCCCACUCACUUAAAAAAUAACCAACUCUUCAUUAUAUAUAAACCCAUUUUUACAAUUACCACAAUUCUCACACUCAAACACAUCUCCAUCCUUGUUAAACAAAACUGUGUCGUUUUGAGUUGAUGAUGAUGAAAAUGGCUUUCAACUCAUCACCUCUCUUCUUCUUCUUCCUCUCUUUAUUUUCUCUUCAUGUUCUCAAUGUCGUUUCUUUCGAAUUCGAAGUUGGUGGAAAUGAAGGUUGGGUCGUACCCUCUUCAAAUGAGACCAAUAUCUUCAAUAAUUGGGCCUCAAAAAACAGGUUCCAAUUGGGAGACACCAUUGUUUUUAAGUACAGAAAAGACUCAGUAAUGGAGGUAACAGAGGAGGACUACAAGAAAUGCAAUUCUAGUCACCCAAACUUCUUCUCCAACAAUGGUCACACACUCUUCAAACUCAACGAAACUCACCCUUUUUACUUCAUUAGUGGGGUUUUUCGUCACUGCCAGAAGGGUCAACAUAUGAUUAUAAAAGUCAAAACUCCAGAAGAAUCUCCAUCUGAUGGUGGUGGUAGUGGUGGAGCCUCCUCUUCUGGUUCAGCACUUGGAAAUGGAGUCUUCUUUUUUCCUCUGUUUUUAAUGUCGUUUGCUGCUUUCGUUGUCGUUUAAUUAUAUAGCUAGCUAAGUUUGAAUCUUUAAUGUUAUAAGUUGUUUUUUCUUUCUUGCUAGUAUGUAACUAUGUUCUUUGUUAUUCGGUUUAUAAUUUAAAUAUAUUGAAUAUUUGAAACACAUAAAUAUAUAUGAACUAAUCAAUUUCAUAA